Messenger RNA from Pelodiscus sinensis (Chinese soft-shelled turtle), 1784 nucleotides. The record is from RefSeq and is a predicted model, not a curated record. NCBI's taxonomy places the organism in Eukaryota, Metazoa, Chordata, Testudines, Trionychidae.
CUUCCCCCCCAAAGCAGGGCAUCCCUGCCCCAUCUCAGUCUAGUCUCACAAGGGCUGGAGAGUUUUCCUUCCACUUUUCAGCAUAGGAAACAAACAGCUCAUUAGCUGUCUCAGGCACUGGAGGCUAACCACUAGAAUUAGUUUCACCUCCAGCACAGGAAGGUAAAUGUUGUGAAAGAAGAGCAUGCAGCAAAACAGCAGGGGAAUCUAAAUCUACGUGUAUUAAGAUGUCCUCUGUGACUGUAUUCAUAUAGAAGAUUUUUGCUCCCUUUCAUCUUAGAACUUUUAAAUAUUUGACUGAGAAUAUGGCAACAGAGGUGGCUAUCGUGCUCCAGUUGCCAUAUGAGGCAACUGAAUCAACCACCAGGCCCUCCAUGGGAUACAGUCAGACUCCAGGAAAGUCAGUGAUGAAACCAAGUCCACUAAAGCUUUUGGAUCCAGCUCGUUCAAAACUUACCACUGUUGAGACAAAGAGGAUCAUAUCUGUUUUGGAUGAGACUAUCUUUAAGAUAGAACUGAUCAGUCUGAUCUCUCACAUUACUGAAUGUGUGGGUGAUUUAAGCACUAUCCUGGGAUCUGAGCUCAUAGGUACCCUUAAGGAGCAUGAGCGGCUUUCAAACAACAUGGAAGCUUUACUUACCCAGCUUCAAAGAGAAGGUUUCCUGAAGCAGGAUGAUGGAAGAGGGGACCUUGUAGGAACUGACCGGCGUCUUCAAUUGCAUCAACAAGCUGUAAAAAGCUCUAUAAGAAAUAUUCUGAGACUCUUUCAGGCUGACCCUAUAGCUUCUCAAGCUGUGAAAGACGAGGCUUAUGCUAGGGAUUUAUCAUCUGAAAUGUUUCUCAAAAGGUUGUCAGAAUUCCGGGGUUUCUUAUUUGAGAAACUCCUGACUAGUCCCUUAGAAGAACAAGAAAAGAUUCAAUUCAUGGAAGAAAUCUCCCUCCAGGAAAAGAAAAACAGUGAAACUAUUGCAGCAUUAGAGGCAGAACUUGCAAUGGCAAUCCAGAGUCGAGAUGAUGAGAUUAUGAAAAAGAAUGCUGCAAUCAGGGAUCUCAAAAGCCAUCUACUCCAUCUGGAGAAGUUCUCUGAAAGCCACAUCCAACGCACCAAACAUGAAGCAGAGAAACUCCAAAAAGGGGAGCUGCGAACUUCCCAGGCAAAGUGUGCCAAGAUACAGCAAGAUAUAAAUCAGCUAAGAGCACAGCUCAAUGUUCUCAUCACAGACAAUCGAGAGUCAGAACUGGCUCUCAGAAAGAAAAAAUACAAAGUGGAGAUGGAAAUUGAGAACUGGAUCCAGAAAUAUGAUGCUGAAAUGGGAGAAAAACAGACUGAGUAUGAGGAAGUUGAUGCUGUCUAUACUGAAGAGAAGGCCCAGCUAGCUGAGUUGAAGGAGAAGUAUGCUAUGCUUGAACAAGAAUAUUCCCAGAUCAAGGAGGAGAGGAGGCUAUCUCAAGAGAAGAAGGAAAGGGCUGAGAGGGAACUAGCUAUCAUGGUCCGUGCUGCCACUCACAUUCAGGCCUUCUGGAAGGGCUACUUGGUCAGGUCACUGUUAAAGUCAAAGAGAAAGAAGAAGGGAAAAGGCAAGAAGAGCAAAAAAUAAAUUAGUUCCAUCCUUUUUCCCUCCCUCUCUUGCAACAUUAUAGGAAUUUCCUCUUGGACCUUAUCUGUCUAGAAUGUUUUCGCUUCAGCCAGACAAACACCCUCUCUAAGACUGUGGUUUUUAUGUACACAAAUCUGGCAUGUAAUAAUGAUUCUAUUAUAAAUAAAUAUCAACGAACAUAUUAGA